Photinus pyralis (common eastern firefly) is the source of this 402-nucleotide messenger RNA. RefSeq names its product KRAB-A domain-containing protein 2-like. Lineage: Eukaryota; Metazoa; Arthropoda; Insecta; Coleoptera; Lampyridae. Gene Ontology annotation, molecular function: nucleic acid binding. Bases 1 to 402 code for a protein of 133 amino acids. The transcript is spliced from 2 exons. The record is from RefSeq and is a predicted model, not a curated record.
AUGUGGCCACAAUUAAAAAUUGUACAUGGCAAACCGCACCAUUCCCAGAGUCAAGGGAGUGUAGAAAGAGCCAAUCGGGACGUGGAGGAAAUGAUAAGAGCUUGGAUGAUAGAUAACGAUUCCACUCAAUGGAACGAAGAAGAAGAUGUAGAAGAAGUAACUGGUUCAGUGAUAAAUGAAACUUUAGUGCAAACAGAAGAAUCAGAUCAGAUUGAGGAGGAAGAUGUUCAAACUACUGAAGAAAUAUUAUUUUAUGAAGAAUCGGAUAAAUCAGAUCUGAUUGAGCAGCUAGAAACCCAAACUACUGAGGAAAUAUUACUAAAUGAAGGAACGGACAAAAUAGACCAAAUUGAAGAGAGCGAAGUCCAAACUACCGAAGAAACAUCAAUACUAGGUAAAUGA